This is a messenger RNA of Hypoxylon fragiforme, 1752 nucleotides long. RefSeq names its product tubulin alpha-B chain. The transcript is spliced from 6 exons. The record is from RefSeq and is a predicted model, not a curated record. Gene Ontology annotation, cellular component: spindle; microtubule; cytoplasm. NCBI's taxonomy places the organism in Eukaryota, Fungi, Ascomycota, Sordariomycetes, Xylariales, Hypoxylaceae. Gene Ontology annotation, molecular function: structural constituent of cytoskeleton; GTP binding. The coding region runs from base 157 to 1509 and encodes 450 amino acids. Gene Ontology annotation, biological process: nuclear division; mitotic cell cycle; nuclear migration by microtubule mediated pushing forces.
AACAGACAAGUUCUCCUUUCGACUCGAUUUCAACUCCUAACAUUCUCAUCACCCACACUCUUCCUUCAAUAGGGGCUGCUUUUUCAUCUGCCUGCUCCCGUUUCUAGUCGUUCACUUCCAGUUUACUACAGAUUUUGCAUUGUAUCUUCCUUCAAGAUGCGCGAGAUCAUUAGCAUCAACGUCGGUCAGGCGGGUUGCCAAAUCGCCAACUCUUGCUGGGAGUUGUACUGCCUUGAGCAUGGUAUCCAGCCCGAUGGUUUCUUGACCGAAGAGCGCAAGGCCGCGGAUCCCGAUCACGGAUUCAGCACCUUCUUUUCAGAGACUGGUCAGGGCAAGUAUGUUCCUCGCACUAUUUACUGCGAUCUCGAGCCCAACGUCAUCGACGAGGUUCGCACCGGUACCUACCGCAGCCUUUUCCACCCCGAGCAGAUGAUCAGCGGCAAGGAGGAUGCGUCGAACAACUACGCCCGUGGACACUACACCGUGGGCAAGGAGCUCAUCGAUCAGGUCUUGGACAGAGUUCGCCGCGUCGCCGAUAGCUGCGCUGGUCUCCAGGGUUUCCUGGUCUUCCACUCCUUCGGUGGUGGUACCGGUUCUGGUUUCGGUGCCUUGUUGAUGGAGCGUCUGUCCGUCGACUAUGGGAAGAAGAGCAAGCUAGAAUUCUGCGUCUACCCUGCUCCCCAAACUGCUACCUCGGUCGUCGAGCCCUACAACUCUAUUCUUACCACACACACUACCCUCGAGCACUCUGACUGCUCUUUCAUGGUCGACAACGAGGCCAUCUACGACAUCUGCCGCCGAAACCUUGGCUUGGAGCGCCCCAACUACGAGAACCUGAACCGACUGAUUGCUCAAGUCGUUUCUUCUAUUACCGCUUCUCUUCGAUUCGAUGGUUCUCUCAACGUUGAUCUGAACGAGUUCCAGACCAACUUGGUGCCGUAUCCUCGUAUCCACUUCCCUCUGGUUGCUUACUCACCCGUCAUCUCGGCCGCUAAGGCUGCCCACGAGGCCAACUCGGUUCACGAGAUGACCAUGUCCUGCUUCGAGCCGUACAACCAGAUGGUCAAGUGUGAUCCCCGCCAUGGCAAGUAUAUGGCUACCUGCUUGUUGUACAGAGGAGAUGUCGUUCCUAAGGACGCACACGCGGCCGUUGCUGCGCUCAAGACGAAGCGAACUAUCCAAUUCGUCGACUGGUGCCCAACCGGAUUCAAGAUUGGUAUCUGCUUCCAGCCGCCCGAGUUUGUCCCCAACGGUGAUUUGGCCAAGGUCAACCGCGCCGUCUGCAUGCUCUCCAACACAACGGCUAUCGCCGAGGCCUGGUCUGCUCUGUCCAACAAGUUUGACCUCAUGUACUCCAAGCGCGCCUUCGUCCACUGGUACGUUGGUGAGGGUAUGGAGGAAGGCGAGUUUUCAGAGGCUCGUGAGGAUUUGGCUGCGUUGGAGCGUGACUACGAGGAAGUCGCCACUGAUUCCCUAGAGGCUGAGGGAGAUGUCGAGGCUGAGUACUAGGCUGGAGAAUAUUGCCCUAUGCUACGUGUCACGGCCAGAGGCAUUUAAUAUCACUCCCACUGUCGCAUCCAAUUCAGGCGUGCCGCGAUAGCACCCUGUCUUUUUUACUAAGGGGGUAUCGGACGCGUCAGUUGCGCUGGAGUAGCACAGGAAUCUGGAAUUUGAUCGUUUGAUACCAGUGGAGAGGCAGCAAAGGGAGGCUUUUUAUUCGUCGUCAGUGACAGAGCCUAGUAGCAAGACCAG